This is a messenger RNA of Blepharisma stoltei, 1260 nucleotides long. Lineage: Eukaryota; Ciliophora; Heterotrichea; Heterotrichida; Blepharismidae. The record is from the annotation of a GenBank genome assembly.
AUGUUGCCAGAAAUUAACGAAUCACUCUUUCUCGAGAAUUCACUUAAGAUAUAUCUAUCCAAAUACAAGACCAAGGAGGAUCGUGACGAGAAAAGAGAGCUUUAUAUAGCGUUCAUAGUAGCAUUAGAGAUGAGUACAAGACCAGGAGACGUGAUGAAAUGCAGGCAGCUUCCAUCAGGUGAUGUAAUUGCGGUCUUCACUAAUGAGAAGAUGAGGAAACAGCUGCUGGAGUACGGAAGGAUAGUGAUCCAGCAAGGAAACCAAAAUGUAAAUGUACUGGUUGGGCCAGUUGGAAGAGAAGGGGAAAUCAAUUAUGCCAAAUAUCUAAUACAGGUGACUUUACCAGCGGAAGUAGGUAUAGAAGCUGUAACAGAAGCAUUGAGUAGCAAAUGCAAAAUUGUGGAGAUUAUUGUCGAUAACACCAUAAGGAAUAUGAACACUUGAUAUGCAGUUCACUUUAGCCCAGAAUCCAAAUGCAAGAUCUACGGAGAAUUCCGGAGGUUGGAAGAUGCAAUCGAUUUGCCAGAAGAGAUCAUCAUAAGGGGGAAGAGAAUCUACCUUAACCAUGCAGCAUCACUAUACUGUGAGACAUGCGGACAAAUUGGCCAUAACAGCGAAGGGCACAUGAAGAUAGAACAAAGGAGGCAAGAAAGGAUAAGAAUUGAUUGUAUCAGGAGGAAGAAGAAGGAGGAAGAAAAGAAAAAGCGCGUGGCAACUGCUGCGGAUACUUUAGCCCUUAGAAUGAAAUUAGAAGAGGAUAAGCAUAAUAACUCUACAUAUGCUGACCUGAUAAGCUUUGAAGAGAAGAAAAAGGAAAAUCAGGAAAUACAGGUAAAGGAGGACACUCAUGGGCCUAGAAAAAGAACACCGAUUGAGUCAGGGAUGGAUGCUCAGGCGACGAAGUGAGCCAGAAGAGCGGAAAAUAAGGUGACAACGAUCGCUCAUGUCAAUGCGUAUGAAAUCAAGCAGAAGAAACAACAAAUAAAGCAGUUUUUAGAGGACACAAAUGCAGAAAUACUAGGCGUCAGCGAAACUCACUGCUCUGAAGCAGAUUUACUACCAUCGAUAGACGGAUAUAGUUGACUACACAAUCCAGGGUCAGAAAGAAGUUCUGGGGUAGGAAUACUGUUUAAAAAGAGGCUAGUUACAGGAGAAACAAAACUGUUUAUGAAAGGAAAAAUUGUAGGGACAUCAAUAGCAAAUCUCACAGUGAUAGAAGCAUACUCUGGAAUCAUCCCAGUAUUUAUUGCUUGCGCAUAA